This is a messenger RNA of Cynocephalus volans (Philippine flying lemur), 1515 nucleotides long. Its product is annotated as keratin, type II cuticular Hb1. Lineage: Eukaryota; Metazoa; Chordata; Mammalia; Dermoptera; Cynocephalidae. The coding region runs from base 1 to 1515 and encodes 504 amino acids. Gene Ontology annotation, molecular function: structural constituent of skin epidermis. The transcript has 9 exons. Gene Ontology annotation, biological process: keratinization; intermediate filament organization. Gene Ontology annotation, cellular component: keratin filament. The record is from RefSeq and is a predicted model, not a curated record.
AUGACCUGUGGAUCAGGAUUCGGUGGCCGCGUGUUCACCUGCGCCUCGGCCUGCGGGCCCCGGCCCGGCCGCUGCUGCAUCACGGCCGCCCCCUACCGCGGCAUCUCCUGCUACCGCGGCCUCGCCGGGAACUUCGGCAGCCACAGCGUCUGCGGGGGCUUCCGCACCGGCUCCUGCGGCCGCAGCUUCGGCUACCGCUCCGGCGGCGUGUGCGGGCCCAGCCCCCCCUGCAUCACCACCGUGUCGGUCAACGAGAGCCUCCUCGCGCCCCUCAACCUGGAGAUCGACCCCAACGCGCAGUGCGUGAAGCACGAGGAGAAGGAGCAGAUCAAGUGCCUCAACAGCAGGUUCGCUGCCUUCAUCGACAAGGUGCGCUUCCUGGAGCAGCAGAACAAACUGCUGGAGACCAAGCUGCAGUUCUACCAGAACCGCAAGUGCUGCGAGAGCAACCUGGAGCCGCUGUUUGAGGGCUACAUCGAGACGCUGAGGCGGGAGGCCGAGUGCGUGGAGGCCGACAGUGGGAGGCUGUCCUCGGAGCUCAACCACGUGCAGGAGGUGCUGGAGGGCUACAAGAAGAAGUAUGAAGAGGAGGUGGCACUAAGGGCCACUGCUGAGAAUGAAUUUGUGGCCCUGAAGAAGGACGUGGACUGCGCCUACCUGCGCAAAUCGGACCUGGAGGCCAACACGGAGGCCCUGACCCAGGAGAUCGACUUCCUGAGGCGACUGUAUGAGGAGGAGAUUCGUGUUCUCCAAGCCCACAUCUCAGACACCUCGGUCAUCGUCAAGAUGGACAACAGCCGGGACCUGAACAUGGACUGCGUUGUUGCUGAAAUCAAGGCUCAGUACGAUGACAUCGCCACCCGCAGUCGGGCCGAGGCUGAGUCCUGGUACCGCAGCAGGUGCGAGGAGAUGAAGGCCACGGUGAUCCGGCACGGAGAGACCCUGCGCCGCACCAAGGAGGAGAUCAAUGAGCUGAACCGCAUGAUCCAGAGGCUGACGGCCGAGGUGGAGAACGCCAAGUGCCAGAACUCCAAGCUGGAGGUCGCCGUGACCGAGUCGGAGCAGCAGGGUGAGUCGGCCCUCAGCGACGCCCGCUGCAAGCUGGCUGAGCUGGAGGGCGCCCUGCAGAAGGCCAAGCAGGACAUGGCCUGCCUGCUCAAGGAGUACCAGGAGGUGAUGAACUCCAAGCUGGGUCUGGACAUCGAGAUCGCCACCUACAGGCGCCUGCUGGAGGGCGAGGAGCAGAGACUGUGUGAAGGCAUUGGGGCUGUGAAUGUUUGUGUCAGCAGCUCCCGGGGUGGGGUCGUGUGCGGGGACCUCUGCGUGUCGGGCUCCCGGCCGGUGACGGGCAGCGCCUGCAGCGCCCCCUGCAGCGGGAACCUGGCGGUGAGCACCGGCAUGUGCGCGCCCUGCAAUUCUGCCACGUCCUGCGGACUGGGCACCUGUGGUGUGGGCUCCUGCGGCAUCAGCUCCUUAGGCCUGGGCUCCUGCUCCAGCAGCUGCCGGAAAUGUUAG